AACCCCAACAAAAAGUACAAGUUUUAGUGGCCCUAAAUAACCCCAAAAAGAAGUAUAAGUUUUAGUGGCUAUAAAUAUCCCCAACAAGGACUUAGGUUUAACAUCUUUAUUAUGCAAGAAAAGUGCAAGUUUUGGUGGUCUUAAAAAAUGCCACCCAUACCAGUCACUUAACACCCAGGUACCUACUUACUGCUAGGUGAACAGUGACAGAAGGUGUAAGGUGACUAACAUCCAGGCACCUACUUACUGCUAGGUGAACAGGGACAACAGAUAUGAGGAAACAGGCCCAGCAUUUCACACACACUGAAAGAAGUGAGUAUCUUGUGAAAGAAGAGAUUUCAAUGGAAGACAUAGAAAACUAUACAUAUGUUAUUGUGGGAGGAGGUAUAGCAGGCGUUACAUGCGCUGAACAUUUAUAUAUUUUGCACCCUGAAGCCAAGACUGUCGUUAUUACUGCCACAUCACUUAUAAAGGCAGUUACAAACGUCUUGCCUCUAACCAAAACCUUGGAUGCCUUUGAUGUUGAAGAACGACCAGCAGAGGAACUUGAGAAUAACUGCCCAAAUGUAACAGUCGUAAGAGACACUGUUGUUCGCCUUCAUGCUGAGAAACAGCAUGUAUACACAUCUGCAGGAAGAGUUUUCUCCUAUGAAAAGCUAUGCAUCUGCUCUGGAGCCAGUCCCAAGCUGGUAGAGAAUAGUCCACAUGUUGUCUGUAUAAGAGAUACAGAGUCAGCACAGCAGUUCCAGUCUCGUAUUAAAGAUGCAAAAAGAAUUCUCAUUGUUGGAAAUGGAGGCAUUGCCACAGAAAUGGUUUAUGAAGUCACAGGAAUACAGAUUAUAUGGGCCAUCAAGGAUAAGUACACAACAGCAAAUUUCGUUGAUGCUGGGGCUGCAGAAUUUCUUAGGCCAGAAUUGGAUAAGGAGAAAACAGAGAGUAUUACACCAGUCAAGAGAAGGAAGUACAUUGUAGAUAAGAUUGAGGGUGGCAGAACAGUACCGGGAGGAGCCCUUGGACCAGACUGGCAUACUGGACUAGAAUUGAAGGGUUGUCACCAACGCAAAGUUUUCAUAGAGACGGAGGUGGAGCUCAAGACUAUACUAGAACCUGCAGCUGUUAAACAAUAUGGAAAAACAGUAACAAAAUUAAAUUCUGAGGAGGGUAAGUACUCUAACUUCGGGUGUGUUAUGGUAGAUGGUCGCAUGCAAGGAGCAGUGUUAAUUGGCGAGACCGACAUGGAAGAAACCUUUGAAAAUCUUAUUCUCAACCAGAUGGAUCUCUCAGAGUAUGGCGAAGACUUACUUAACCCAGAUGUUGACAUUGAGGAUUACUUUGACUAAUACCAAAUCCAAUAAUAUUUUAAAUCCAUUUAACAUUAGAGAUUAAUAGUCACUUAUAUUUUUCAAAUGAUUUAAUUAAUUUUAUGAUGAGGUUCCAUGCUGUAUAGCUUUUAUUAAUGGGGAGUUGCUACAUCCAUAGAGGUUGCACAGCAUCUGGGGCAAAUAGGAGGCAAAUGGUUCAGCCAAUGUCCGUCACUCAACAUCAUACCCCAACUCCAUCUCUCAAAAAUCUAUUGAUUUAUCAAAAAGCACUAAAC
Molecule: messenger RNA, 1597 nt
Organism: Cherax quadricarinatus
Lineage: Eukaryota; Metazoa; Arthropoda; Malacostraca; Decapoda; Parastacidae
Source: RefSeq, a predicted model, not a curated record